GUCUGGGUAACAGGGUCUAUUGAAGGUGAAAAUGGCAGAUGAUGUGAUAGAUCUGCAAGUUUGGAAGGGGGACUGGGGUUUACCCACAGUUGACCCUGCUUGUUUGUCAACUUUGUCAUAUUGUAGGUUUUCUGGAGUUCCUGUAAAAUUACGAAAAACUGGUAAUCCAUGGAGAUCUCCCUCAGGUGAACUGCCAAUAAUGAAACACAGAAAUGUAACAGAAACAAAGGUCUCAGAAAUAUUUAGUUAUUUAAGAAAGCAGAAUUAUGGUUGUGAUUUUGCUUUAUCAAAUAAACAGAGUGCUGAUGCUGUAGCAUUUUCUUCCAUGUUGGAGGAGAAGCUCUUGCCUGCCAUCCUGCAUCUUUGGUGGAUCGAUGGUAAAACUUUUGUUGAUUUUACUCGCCCAUGGUACACUAAAGUUCUUCCUUUUCCACUCAAUUUCUUCAUACCUGGUCAAAAACAGAAACAAGCAUCAUUGAGAGUAUAUUUAACAAAAGGGGGUACUAAUGUUAGUGAUACAGAGCUGGAAGCUAAGAUCUAUAAAGAAGCAAAAGAGUGCAUGAAUCUUCUGGCUUACAGACUAGGAAAACAAGAAUAUUUCUUUGGCAGCUCGCCAUCAUCUUUAGAUGCACUAGUAUUUGGUUAUCUUGCACCAAUCUUAAAAGCACCACUACCCAAUAAUCAACUACAGAACCAUCUAAAAAUGUGUGAUAAUUUGUGCAGUUUAUGUAACAGAAUAUUACUUAGAUAUUUCCCUCCAGAUCCUGAAGAAGGAGCAAAAAAGAAGAAAGCAGAAGCCUCAAAAUCUCAAUCAUCCUCGGAUCUCCAAGAGUUUCCAAACAAAAAACGCAAUAUGGUAUUAGCUGCCAUCUUUGCUCUAACUGCCAUGGCUGGUUACGCUCUCUUGAGUGGAAUAAUACAAAUUGAUAUUGUAGAUGACAGUAAUUCUACUUCCGAUAAAACCAAUAGUACUAGUAGUUAUUUUUCAAAACCACAGACUUAUAAUAAUGAACCAGUUUUUGAGGAUAACGAUGGUUAUGAUGAUGAGUAGUCCAAAUGGAUGGUUUGUGAAGAUAUUUAUCAGUGAUCUGUAUAAAUGACAUAUUGUAUAAACAAAACCACUUUGAUAUGUUUACUAUCCAUCAAGGUGGGCUAAACAACAAAAUAUAUCCUAGAAUUUCACAUUGUGAUAAAGGUUGGUCCAGCAGUUGAUUUUCAAUCUUCAUUUCGCUAUUUUUCACAGAUUUAAUUUCAAACAAAUGGACAAAUACCUUUGUGAAAAGAUUUGGUUUCAACAAACUUUAAAUUGGUUGUAACAUUUUGAAAGCAAUAUAUAGUCAAGUUAUAUGCAUUUAUCAUGCUGUGUGUGAUUAAAGUUAAACUUAUUCCUUAAAAUUUAAUUCUUUCUAUUAAUAUUGACUCUUAUCACUCUCAAAUAGAAAAUAUAGUACAGGUAUUAGCUAAGUGAAAUUCUUUAUAGAUUGAUGAACUGGAUCAGAUAUUCUGCAUAGGAAGCAUAAUCUUUGUCAAGUUAUAUGCAUUUAUCAUGCUGUGUGUGAUUAAAGUUAAACUUAUUCCUUAAAAUUUAAUUCAUUCUAUUAAUAUUGACUCUUAUCACUCUCAAAUAGAAAAUAUAGUACAGGUAUUAGCUAAGUGAAAUUCUUUAUAGAUUGAUGAACUGGAUCAGAUAUUCUGCAUAGGAAGCAUAAUCUUUGUCUCAUGGACUACACUGUUAAUUGCUAUAAUAUUUUAAUAUACUGUUUGGUGUUAUAAUUUUAGUUGAAAUUACAUUAAAGUCCAUGGAUUGGUAGUCAAUUAAAAUACCUUCUUCAAUUAUGAUAUUUUAUUAUAUAUUAUGUGUAUUGAAUGUAAUUUAAAAUAUAUAUAAAGUUAUUUUAUGACAA
Molecule: messenger RNA, 1904 nt
Organism: Patella vulgata (common limpet)
Lineage: Eukaryota; Metazoa; Mollusca; Gastropoda; Patellidae
Product: metaxin-1
Exons: 8
Coding region: 32-1051 (339 amino acids)
Biological process (GO): mitochondrion organization
Cellular component (GO): SAM complex
Source: RefSeq, a predicted model, not a curated record